GACUUCGUAGCAAGUAAUUAUAUGUUUAUCUGAAAAUGCAGCUAAUACAGACAGUUUUGAUAAUUUAUGCAGCUGUGAAUCUGCAUAUUUGUAUGUCUCGAGGUGAAGAGGAAUGCUGGGCUCUUGUCUACAAAAUAGCAACUGGAGGAAAUGGUAGUGCUUACGAUUUGUUCAUGUCUAACGAUUCAUUAAAUGUGAAUGACAAAGAAGCCAUGUCAUUACAAUGUUCGAAAUACCAAGUGAAGAAACAUUUCAAGUCAGAUAUCGUCAACAACUGGUCCAAUGUAGAAAUAGAUUUGGUUAGAAUAUCACUUUUUGUGAGCGGUAUUGAAAAGGCAUUUUUUUUGUUUAAUGGAAGUGAAACAAACAAGACAAGCUGGUUUGAUAAGAGUCGACUCAUCAAUAGUAGUUACAGUGACCUGAAUAAAGACAUAGAUUUUACACACUUUUCUGUUGUUGGUAUACAUGGGAAAGCUGAUCGUCAUGCCGGCAACUAUAGUAGACGAUUUUACAUAAGAAAUGAUAAAUCAGAUAAAUGUGAGACAGACGAGGGUUUGUUACUUGUUGGAGAUGCUGAAGGCAACUGUCAGUAUGAGGAAAAUAUCACAGAACAGCCUUUUAUUCUUUUUAGUGCAAGUUCCAAUGUGUCGAAGGCUAUACACCAUGCAGUGGCUGACAGUAUGGCAAUAUUUAUAAAGUUUCCAAUUAAAGCGACAUGUUUUAACCAAUUUGCCAUGAACUGUGUACAUGAGAAUUCGCCAUGUAUAACUAACUCUGUACAGACAUCAUCAACAAAAACGAUUCCAAUUGAAGAUCAAUCACAGUCUACAUUAUCAACUAGUAAAGAUAAAGAUCAAUCUACUACAAUGAGAAGCGAAGAUCUGCAAAACAAAAUAAACAGGAUCAAAAUGGAGCUAACGGUAGAAAAAAAAUCAACACAAAAGUACAUGAGAUCGCUGACGAGUGCUCCAGAUGAACGAACAUCAUCUAAGGUCAUGGGAAUAAUUGGUGGAGCUUUUAUAAUCUCAGUGAUUGGAUUAAUAAUGUUACUGGACUGUACCACCUGCAAUAGGGAUAGAAAAUUUAAACAAAAGAAAUCAACCACUUAGUACUACCAAAACUACAAAUGGUUCUACAUGUUUAUUGAAGAAAGAUAAUGUAAUGCGAGAUUGUGACGUUACCUUAAUAUACAAAAUUCUAACAUUUAAACGAAGGAAUGUUGCUAGUUGUUUUCUGUACUUAUUUGUUGAGAAUACAUUAUGUCCAUACGCAUGCCUUAAAAUGUACCAAUAUUUGAUAAUAAAAAUUAGCUUAUAACACAGA
Messenger RNA from Mytilus californianus (California mussel), 1323 nucleotides. RefSeq lists its product as uncharacterized. Lineage: Eukaryota; Metazoa; Mollusca; Bivalvia; Mytilida; Mytilidae. The transcript is spliced from 8 exons. The coding region runs from base 36 to 1109 and encodes 357 amino acids. The record is from RefSeq and is a predicted model, not a curated record.